This is a messenger RNA of Blumeria graminis f. sp. triticale, 2367 nucleotides long. NCBI's taxonomy places the organism in Eukaryota, Fungi, Ascomycota, Leotiomycetes, Helotiales, Erysiphaceae. The record is from the annotation of a GenBank genome assembly.
AUGUUGGUCAUGACAAGGCAUCUGCUUACUAAAUCUACGCACACACUUGGUGUAUUAAAGCACCCUCCUCCAUUUUCUCUCAGGCAGAGACUUACAACUCCGCUAAGUCGCACGAAAGCUUUGAAAUCUCAACCAAAAACCCUAUCUCUAAUUCAAUUCACCCAAAUCAGGAACAUGGGUGACAGUAAAUGCCCCUACAGAGACGCAAAUGUUGCUGGUGGUGGCACCCACAACAAGGACUGGUGGCCCGAGGCUCUAAAGCUAGAUGCACUUAGACAACAUUCAGCAGAAUCCAAUCCUCUAGGCAAAGAUUUCGAUUAUGCUAGCGCAUUUAAGACCUUAGACUAUGAAGGUCUGAAAAAAGACUUAACAGAAUUGAUGACAGACUCUCAGAAUUGGUGGCCCGCAGACUUUGGGCAUUACGGAGGGUUGUUUGUGCGGAUGGCUUGGCACAGCGCUGGAACCUAUCGUUCGACUGAUGGCCGAGGUGGUGGUGGACAAGGACAGCAUCGGUUCGCUCCAUUAAACAGUUGGCCUGAUAACACUAAUCUGGAUAAAGCCCGUAGACUCCUUUGGCCAAUUAAACAGAAAUACGGCAACAAAAUCUCUUGGGCUGAUCUAUACCUAUUAACUGGUAAUGUUGCGAUUGAGUCAAUGGGUGGCAAGACCUUUGGAUUUGCAUGUGGGCGUCCUGAUACCUGGGAGGCAGAUGAUGCUACAUUCUGGGGAAACGAAACAAAAUGGCUGGGUAACGAUGCUCGAUAUAAGAAUGAUUCAAAAGACCCUAAGGAUAUCUAUACUCGUCAAUUAGAAAACCCUCUAGGUGCUGUUCACAUGGGACUGAUUUACGUGAAUCCUGAGGGACCCGAUGGUAUCCCAGACCCUGUAGCGUCAGCUAGAGAUAUCCGCACUACCUUUGGCCGCAUGGCUAUGAAUGAUGAAGAGACUGUCGCUCUUAUUGCCGGUGGACACACUUUUGGAAAGACUCAUGGUGCCGCUCCUGGUACGCAUCUCGGAAAGGAACCCGAGGGAGCUCCGAUAGAAGCACAAGGUCUCGGGUGGGCUAAUAGCUAUCGCUCUGGAAAAGGUCCGGACGCCAUUACGAGUGGUCUUGAAGUCAUCUGGACCAAAACUCCUAUUAAUUGGAGCAAUUAUUACUUGGAAUACCUCUUCAAAUACGACUGGGAACUGACAAAGAGUCCAGGGGGAGCAAACCAAUGGACAGCAAAAAAUGCAGAAGCCUUUAUACCAGAUGCUUUUGAUCCAAACAAGAAGCAUCCCCCAAGAAUGUUGACGACUGACCUUGCCCUUAGAUAUGAUAAGGAGUACGAGAAGAUCUCACUUCGUUUCCUAGAGAAUCCAGAUCAAUUCGCCGACGCUUUUGCCCGUGCCUGGUUCAAGCUUUUGCAUCGCGACAUGGGGCCACGAUCUCGCUGGCUUGGCCCAGAAAUUCCCGAGGAGAAACUAAUUUGGGAAGAUCCUAUUCCGGAGAUUGAUCAUCCCAUAAUUAGCCAGGAAGACAUCAACAACUUGAAAAAAGAGAUUCUCUCUAGUGGUGUGGGCCCCAACAAAUUAAUCCAAACUGCUUGGGCAUCUGCCUCCACUUUCCGUGGCGGCGAUAAACGUGGUGGUGCUAAUGGUGCCCGUAUUCGUCUAGCUCCCCAGAAAAACUGGAAGGUUAAUAACCCACCUCAGUUAAAACUUGUUCUAGAAACGCUGGAGAAAAUUCAAAGUUCCUUCAAUAGUAACCAGGCCGGGGGAAAGAAAGUUUCCCUAGCUGAUCUGAUCAUAUUAGCCGGAUGUACAGCCUUAGAGAAGGCGGCUGGGGUUUCAGUGCCGUUUAUUCCUGGUCGAGCAGAUGCUUCCCAAGAACAAACUGAUAUCAAUUCAUUCUCAGACUUAGAGCCAGUCGCCGAUGGAUUCCGUAAUUUCGGUAGAUCUACUCCCCGGGCUCGGGCGGAACACUUGCUUGUUGAUAGAGCACAGCUUUUGACACUCACCCCACCUGAGCUGACAGCUCUAGUUGGUGGUCUCCGUGUUCUUGAUACAAAUUUUGAUGGAUCCUCAUGUGGAGUUUUUACUAAGCGCCCGGGCCAGCUAACAAAUGACUUUUUUGUGAACCUUCUCGAUCCCGCAAUAUCAUGGAAAGGAAUAGACGACGAUGAGUUUUUUGAAGGAAUUGACAGAAGAACGGACGAAAAGAAAUGGAUUGGAUCUCGGGCCGACUUGGUCUUUGGCUCUCAGGCUGAAUUGCGUGCCAUUGCAGAGGUGUAUGGCAGCGCUGAUGGCAAUGAAAAAUUGAUCAAAGACUUUAUAGCCGCAUGGAACAAAGUAAUGAAUCUAGAUUUAUUUAAUUUAGCUCAUUAA